This is a messenger RNA of Lepisosteus oculatus (spotted gar), 3370 nucleotides long. RefSeq names its product Bruton agammaglobulinemia tyrosine kinase (gene btk). Gene Ontology annotation, molecular function: ATP binding; non-membrane spanning protein tyrosine kinase activity; protein binding. Gene Ontology annotation, biological process: protein phosphorylation; B cell receptor signaling pathway; T cell receptor signaling pathway. NCBI's taxonomy places the organism in Eukaryota, Metazoa, Chordata, Actinopteri, Semionotiformes, Lepisosteidae. Gene Ontology annotation, cellular component: plasma membrane. The record is from RefSeq and is a predicted model, not a curated record.
UACUCUGCUUGAAGGGCGGUAGAGGAUCUUAAAAACAGUGCUGCUACACUUUCUUUCAGAAGGGAUUCCUAAAGGUGAAGUUUGGUAACCUGUCAAAUAACAUGCCAGAACUCGGGAUAAGAGACUGCAGAAAGGAAGUCUAAAAUCAAGGAUGGCAGAAACUGGUUCCUCAAUUCAGCAGCAGUUUGUGAGCUGGGACCUUCGUUCCAGGCAAAAGCUGACAUUGCUGCUGGAUAAGGGCAGCAUGGUCCCCAAGCUGUACAUGUGUUUUUCUUUAAUGACAGAGGGGGGAAAUACUGCAUAGUUCACAUCUCUGCCUACAGCAGGGCAGCAACAAAAAACAACAACAAAAAAGCUAAGAACGCAAAACACUUUGUAUCAGCAGUUUAGUGUGUGAUUAGUGUGAAGAGCAGGUGAUAAUCAGCAACUGAAGAGGCAGGAAAUGGUUAGAGGGGUUUAAAAUAGGCGUCUCAGCAGCCCUGACAGCCAUGGCCUCUUCAGAGAGAAAGACGAGCAGAUCUUCAUUCUCGCAGCUGUAGUGUGGAAAGUUUUGUUCAGAGAAUUUCCCAGAUGUAUUGCCUUUCCUGAAAGCCCAUCACCAGCAGGUAGACCCUCAGCUGUAGGAGUAGACCAUGUCAGAAAACAUCCUGGAAGAGAUUUUUGUAAAACGCUCCCAGCAGAAGAAGAAAACCUCACCGCUGAACUACAAGGAAAGGCUCUUUAUUCUGACGAAUGACAAGAUAAGCUACUAUGACUAUGAUUUUGAUAAAGGGAAAAGGAAGAGUUUGAAAGGCUGCGUGGAGGUUGAGAAGAUCAAAUGUGUAGAGACGGUGCUUCCAGAGGAGAACGCUCCUGCAGACCGGCUCUUCCCAUUCCAGAUCAUCUAUGACGAAGGGCCUCUGUACAUUUUUGCAAAAAACGAAGACAUUCGAAGACAGUGGAUCCACAAGCUGAAGCAUGUGGUCAGGUUCAACAAAGACCUUGCACAGAAGUACCACCCCUGCUUCUGGGCGGACGGCAUCUGGCUGUGCUGUCAGCAAGAGGUCAAGCAGGCCCUGGGGUGCCGCGUUAUAGAGACCACUAAGAAUGGAGGAUUCAAAGGAUCUCGACGGAAAUCCCGGAAGCCACUGCCUCCUACACCUGUGGAAAGGGAGGUCUCCAGGCCUCUCCCCCCACAGCCGCCCCCCCAGCCCCAGCCCCCGCCCCCCGAACCGACCUGCCUGACGGUGGUGGCGGAGUACGAUUACACGCCCAUGACCGAGCAGGACCUGCAGCUGCGGAAGAACGAGGAGUACACCAUUCUGGACAGGAGCGACACACACUGGUGGAGAGCGAGGGACAAAUACGGAAAAGAAGGCUACCUACCCAGCAACUAUGUGAUUGAGGCUGGGAAUGAGCUUGAAAGGUUUGACUGGUACUGCAAGAACACGAACCGCAGCCAGGCGGAGAACCUUCUGAAGGCAGAGAAUAAGGAUGGAGGCUUUUUGGUGCGAGACUCUAGUAAAGCUGGAAAAUACACUGUCUCUGUGUUCACAAAAUGUCCAGGGGACGCCUCCGGAAGCUGCAGGCACUAUAACAUCUGCACAACAGCGUCAGGCCAGUUUUACCUGGCAGAAAAACACAACUUCAACACCAUCCCAGAGCUCAUCAACUACCACCAGCACAACGCUGCAGGCAUGGUGAGCAGACUGAAGCAUGUAGUUUCUGCCCGAGCUCACAGCGCUCCCUCCACCGCGGGGCUGGGAUACGCUGGUUGGCCCGGAUGUCACACUCCCAGCCUCACGGCUGUGGCCCUUGCGUUUGCUACAGGGAUCUGGGAGAUUGACCCUCGUCACCUGACCUUCAUCAAGGAGCUGGGCAAUGGACAGUUCGGGGUGGUCAAGUACGGGAAAUGGCAAGGCCAGCAUGAUGUGGCCAUUAAGAUGAUCAAGGAAGGUUCCAUGUCUGAGGAUGAUUUCAUCGAAGAAGCCAAAAUCAUGAUGAAGCUUCGACACCAAAAUCUGGUGCAGCUGUAUGGCGUCUGCACCAAGCAGAGACCCAUCUACAUUGUGACGGAGUUCCUCGCCAAUGGCUGCCUGCUCAGCUACCUCCGCGAGACCCUCAAGUUGCCCAACCAGGUGCAGCUCAUGGAGAUGUGCAAAGACGUCACCGAAGGAAUGGCCUACCUGGAGUCCCAGCAGUUCAUCCACAGGGACCUGGCUGCCAGAAAUUGUCUGGUGGAUAGUAACGGGACAGUCAAGGUCACCGAUUUUGGACUGUCAAGGUACGUCCUGGACGACGAGUACACCAGCUCCUCCAGCAAGUUCCCUGUGCGCUGGUGCCCCCCUGAGGUCCUUCUGUACUGCAAGUUCAGCAGCAAGUCCGACAUCUGGGCCUUCGGGGUCCUGAUGUGGGAGAUCUAUACUCUAGGGAAGAUGCCCUAUGAACGCCUCAACAAUACAGAAAUUGUGGAACAGGUGUCAGGGGGGGUGCGGCUCUAUCGCCCCCAGCUGGCCAAUGAAAGGGUUUACAGCAUCAUGUCUAGCUGCUGGCAUGAGAAACCAGAGGAGAGACCAUCAUUUCAGGGACUUCUUUUAUAUAUUCAGGAAAUUCUAUAUGAGCUUCAGGAGCUUUGAAUAUGUUAUUUUUUUCUGGAGUACUUCCUUUUAGAUCCUGCGCGCUGUUAAAAUACAAUAAAACAAUCUUCAACAGAGCGAAGACACAUUUCUGAAAGUUGGUUCCAGUAACAGACCACAGAAACGUGUCUAAGUACAAUGAAUUUACAGUAAUGUUAAUAAUUAACAAAGUCCUGAAAUGUCAGAGAACCCAAACAAUGUGAAGAAAACUUUGAAUUACAUUAUUCGGGCACCUUUAAGGAAGUUUGCAGGCGAGCAAGUGUGUGGCAAACCUGUUUGGGAACCUGUUUUCUUCUGCUCCGAAUCCUGAGAGAAAGCUAAUUUGUACAAUUUGCAGCCACCAACAUUAUGUGCAUCUUUUUGUUGUAAGAACACUUAUAAAAUUGUUCAGCCACAGUUCCUUUUUCAUGUUUACGUCGUGACAUGAAAAAGGAUACAGAGUGUUGAUAGUGCUAAUUGAUCAGGGUAAAAGCACAAAGCCUUGUGUUGUUGCUGUUGAAUAAUUCGAUUCAAAUGCCACGCAUGUCUAUUUCUCCCACUGUCACCUUCAAAAGGACACAGCAUGCUCCUAAUUGCCUCAGGACAGGAUCAGGGGUUUCAGCUCUAGGGAGUCCUGUGUCUGCUGGGUUUCACUUAGAUGUCUUUAUCGGGCCCUUUUCUUGAAGUGGCUGAAAAGCUUCUAAAAUCCAAUGGAAUUCAGCUUUAGAUGUUAAAUGUGCUCUAAAAAUUAUUAUAUAAAUAAAUUAUUUGAGUUA